AGUUCACGCUCACGCAAAGAGCUGCGGAAGUAGGCUACCCUGAAACGCUCUCAAAACAAACAUGGAUAGUUCUGUUGUACACUGGUUUAAAGGCUUUACAGCUGUCGGGUAGGCUAGUUUGGGUUAGGCUACAACUAGGAAAUAUAGACCUACGUUCAAGUAUGGAAAUAGUGGCCGAUAUUAUCGAAUUUCGAGUACCAUCAGAGAACAACAAAACACUCUUCGUAUGGGACAUCCUCCCGGAUAAUUCUGAAGCCUAUGUUUAUGAAGCUAUUUGGAAUGUCUUCUCCGCCUUCGGAGCUCUUUACCUCGUGAAGGUGUGUCCUAACGCCGCAUUGGCCAAGCCAGGAUUCUAUGCAAUGGUGAAGUUCUACUCUGCAGCGCAAGCGUCCAAAGCGCAGAGUUCCACAGACAAGACGUGCCUCUUCCAGCGCUCACCUGUGACAGUUCGACUGAGCACCAGGGUGAAUUCAGCUUUCCAACUCAAUGCCAAACCUCUUAGCCAUGCCAGAUGCCAGGAACUAGCCAAUCACUACCUGGGGUUCAAUGGGUGGUCCACACAUAUUCUUACAAUGAAGGACUUCUCCAGUUGUAGCAGACCUGGUACUGGCAUUGAUGGCUUGCCGGAGGGUGGCAGUGGUAGCCAGGAGUCGUUCCUGAAAUACGGCUGCAUGGUGGAGGUGACCUUCCCCCAGCACGGCACAAGCUGCCGGGGCAUCGGCGUCACAGAGGAGCCCCUGGAUGGAGAUGAGCGUCUUGAAGAGGUGCUUUGGAAGAGGGGGAAACUCCAGAAGUGGGCUAGAGACAAAGCAGUGGUCAAUGCUUUUGAGAAAGUCCUUCUGGUUGUUCUGGGCAAUGGGAAAGUGGCGGUUGAGUGUAAAAUUGAUCCAGAUGAAAUUCUCCCUAAUGAUGAAGUGGAAGGAAUCAUAAAGGUGAAUGAUAUACCAUGGAGUGAGUAUGAGAAAGCUGGAGGGGAUGAGGAGGACAUCUCUUGGGACUUCAGUUUGCAUGUGGCUGAUUAGCACAGGAAUGUUGAAGACGUGGAGCCUCACGAUCAACCGUGGAUCCCUACCUAAAGCCUUAGCUGAAGGACCAGAGAGAGAGCGAGGCGAGUGUUUUCCAAGCUCAUUCAGUGAAUGAUCGGUAAUAUUGCAUGUAUUGGCAAUUAAUUGUUUGUUUAUUUAUUUAUUUGUCAUCGUUAGAGUGUACAGUAAUCUACUUACAUUUGUUUUCUGACGUGUGUUAUCACAAUGUCAAGAAUAAUAAUAAUAAUUAAAAAAUUAAUUCAAUUACUGAAAAUAUGACCACCUUGAGUAUUUGUUGAAAUAUUGUUGAUGUAAAUGUUUAUUGUUUAUUAAAAACAAAAAUCAAA
This is a messenger RNA of Alosa alosa (allis shad), 1372 nucleotides long. It is a transcript of the gene rdm1, whose product is annotated as RAD52 motif containing 1. NCBI's taxonomy places the organism in Eukaryota, Metazoa, Chordata, Actinopteri, Clupeiformes, Clupeidae. The record is from RefSeq and is a predicted model, not a curated record. Gene Ontology annotation, cellular component: nucleolus. Bases 162 to 1022 code for a protein of 286 amino acids. The transcript has 7 exons. Gene Ontology annotation, molecular function: RNA binding.